Messenger RNA from Vicia faba (fava bean), 447 nucleotides. The record is from the annotation of a GenBank genome assembly. NCBI's taxonomy places the organism in Eukaryota, Viridiplantae, Streptophyta, Magnoliopsida, Fabales, Fabaceae.
AUGCUCCUAACCAACUCGGUGUUUACUGAUGAUAUUCUUAUGUUCUCUAGAGAAGACUUGGGCUCAGUUGACCUUAUGAUGCAAGCUUUCAACAAAUUCGCUAAUUCUACUGGUGUAUGUAUAAAUCCUAAUAAAAGUAGAAUUUAUUUUGGAGCAGUGGAUAAAGAUACUAAAGAGAGCAUUUGUACUUUAACUACCUAUAUUGAAGGCAAAUUCAAGAUGAAAGAUGUGUAUAACCUGCUAAUCAAAGACACUGCUACUGUCUGGCAUAAUAUUAUGUUCAACAAUCCUGCUAGACCUCGAGCUACAAUGAUUAUGCGGAUGGCUUGUCACAGGAAACUUGCCACCAAAGAAAGAUUGUAUAGGAUAUUUGGGUUGAAGUGCUUAAAUGGAUCCAAGUUAGCCAUAGUCGAAAGCACUGGAAAGAAGAACUUAAGUGGAUUCUAA